This is a messenger RNA of Engraulis encrasicolus (European anchovy), 5852 nucleotides long. Its product is annotated as WD repeat-containing protein 47-like. Lineage: Eukaryota; Metazoa; Chordata; Actinopteri; Clupeiformes; Engraulidae. The coding region runs from base 151 to 2997 and encodes 948 amino acids. The transcript has 15 exons. Gene Ontology annotation, molecular function: protein binding. The record is from RefSeq and is a predicted model, not a curated record.
GACGGUGGGAGAAGACAACAGAGGAGAAAACAAUCAGACUCCCGAUUUGGACUACCAAAAUAUUGCGACAGUGCGAUAUUACAUCUAACACAUCGCACAUUGAAUUCAUGCCAUCGUAGGGACUUGCCGUCCCCUUCGAAGCUGAGCACAAUGACUGCCGAGGAGAUCAUAAAUGUGAAGGAGGUGGAGAUCAUCAAAGUCAUCCUGGACUUCCUAAAUUCAAGGAAACUCCACAUCAGCAUGCUCGCCCUGGAGAAAGAGAGUGGUGUCAUCAAUGGCCUUUACUCUGACGACAUGCUUUUCCUCAGACAACUCAUUUUGGAUGGGCAGUGGGAUGAAGUCCUGCAGUUUAUUCAGCCCCUGGAGUGCAUGGACAAGUUUGACAAGAAAAGAUUCCGCUACAUUGUGUUGAAACAGAAGUUUCUGGAAGCCCUGUGUGUGAACAACGCCAUGUCUGCUGAGGACGAGCCACAGCAGCUGGAGUACACCAUGCAGGAGGCGGUGAAGUGUCUGCACGCGCUGGAGGAGUUCUGCCCGUCCAAAGACGACUACAGCAAGCUGUGCCUGUUGCUCACGCUGCCGCGCCUCACCCACCACGCCGAGUUCAAGGACUGGAACCCCAGCACGGCGCGCGUGCACUGCUUCGAGGAGGCCUGCGUCAUGGUGGCCGAGUUCAUCCCGGCCGACCGCAAGCUGAGCGAGGCGGGCUUCAAGGCCAGCGGCAACCGGCUCUUCCAGCUGCUCAUCAAGGGCGUGCUGUACGAGUGCUGCGUGGAGUUCUGCCAGAGUAAGGCCACGGGCGAGGAGAUCACCGAGGGCGAGGUGCUGCUGGGCAUCGACAUGCUGUGCGGUAACGGCUGCGACGACCUGGAUCUCAGCCUGCUCAGCUGGAUGCAGAACCUGUCGCACAGCGUCUUCUCCUGCGCCUUCGAGCAGAAGAUGCUGCAGAUCCACACGGACCGGCUGGUGAAGCCCGCCAAGGCCGCCUACGCCGAGCUGCUCACGCCGCUCAUCACCAAGCUCUCGCCGUACCCGGCCUCGCCGCUGCGGCGCCCACAGUCGGCCGACACGUACAUGUCGCGCUCGCUCAACCCGGCGCUGGACGGCCUGUCGUACGGGCUGGUGGGGCAGGACAAGCGGGGCGGGAGCGCUGGAGGAGGAGGCGGUGGUGGUGGAGGAGGUGGUGGGGGUGUUGGAGGCGGAGGAGGAGGUGGAGGAGGAGGACGGGGCGGUAUGUCGCCCAUGUCGCACUCGUUUGCCAACUUCCAGUAUCCAGGCGGGCAGGGCCUCAGCCGGAGCCUGCUCAUGGAGACGUCCGAGUGCCACAGCAUCUUCGAGGAGUCGCCCGAGAGCUCUCGGACCGACACCCCCUCGGACAAGAUGAUGAACUCUGCGGGACCCCAGAAGGAGCGUCCGGUCUCGGCCCCCGGAGAGGACGCCCCAACGCCAGAGAAGAACGAGCUGCGUAACUCCACAGAGCAGUUUGAGGAGUACUACCGCCAGCGGUUGCGCGUGCAGCAGCACCUGGAGCAGAAGCAGCAGCAGAGGCAGCUCUACCAGCAGAUGCUACUGGAGGGCGGUGUGCAGAACCAGGAGACACCGCCCAACGCCAAGCACAACCUCACAGAGACCUUCCUCAACAGGUCCAUCCAGAAGCUGGAGGAGCUGAACGUGGGCAUGGACGACCUGGGGGAGGACGUGCAGGCGCUGACCCAGCAGUGUAACGGCCAGGCGGGGGACUACGAGAGCAGCGGCGGGCCCCCCUCCCAGGACAGCUCCCUCUCCCAGGGGGACGUGGUGGUGUGCAGCACCCCACAGCGCACCGCACCUGGCACGCCGGCAGCAGCAGCGCCAGCAGCAGCAACCCCUGCGGGGAAGGGCAGAGGGGCUCCACCCAUCAACGAGUCACCCGUACGCUCCCCAAGCCUCCACAGAGAGAAGUCCAAGCCUGGUUCCGGCCUGGAGGACUCUGGGGGCCCAAAGACCCCCUCCAGAGAACCAGAGGGUGAGAAGGCCAAAGCCUCGUUUGUGGCCGUCAACACCCUGGAGGAUACGCAGGCGGUGCGCGCUGUCGCCUUCCACCCCACGGGGGCGCUGUACGCUGUGGGCUCCAACUCCAAAACACUCCGCGUGUGUGCCUACCCCGACACCCUGGACACCAGUGGUUCGGGUGGUUCCAAGCCCCCGGCGGUGCGCUUCAAGAGGAAUAAGCACCAUAAGGGCUCCAUCUACUGCGUAGCCUGGAGCCACUGUGGACAGCUGCUGGCUACCGGCUCCAACGACAAGUACGUCAAGGUGCUGCCCUUCAACCCAGAGACCUGCAACGCCACAGGUCCGGAUCUGGAGUUCAGCAUGCAUGACGGCACCAUUCGGGACCUGGCCUUCAUGGAGGGGCCCGAGAGCGGGGGGGCCAUCCUCAUCAGUGCCGGGGCCGGGGACUGCAACAUCUACACCACCGACUGCCAGAGGGGGCAGGGACUACACGCACUCAGCGGACACACAGGCCACAUCCUGUCUCUGUACACCUGGGGAGGCUGGAUGAUCGCGUCGGGCUCUCAGGACAAGACCGUGCGUUUCUGGGACCUGCGGGUGCCCAGCUGCGUGAGAGUGGUGGGGACAGGCUUCCAUGGCUCAGGUAGUCCAGUGGCCUCGGUUGCCGUGGACCCCAGCGGUCGUCUCCUGGCAACGGGUCAGGAGGACAGCUCGUGCAUGCUGUACGACAUCCGCGGGGGCCGCAUGGUGCAGACCUACCACCCCCACGCCAGCGACGUGCGCUCCGUACGCUUCUCCCCCGGGGCCCACUACCUGCUGACCGGCUCCUACGACACCAAGGUCGUGGUCACCGACCUACAGGGAGACCUGACUAAGCAGUUGCCCCUGACGACGGCGGGCGAGCACAAGGACAAGGUGAUCCAGUGCAGGUGGCACACGCACGACCUGUCCUUCGUCUCCUCCUCUGCAGACCGGACUGUCACCUUGUGGACACAGACCACCUAGGGGGAGAGGAGAGGAGACAAGAGGAGGAGGAGGAGGAGGAGGAGAAGAGAAGAGAAAAGAGAAGUGGAGAGACGGACUGUCACCUUGUGGACACAGAUUGCCUAUACUAGGGGGAGAGGAGAGGAGACAGGAGGAGGAGAAAGAGGAGAGAAGGGAAGAGAAGAGAAGAAGGGGGGAGAAGAAAACAGGAGAGGAUGGAGUGAAGAGAAGAAAAGAGGGAAUGAAGAGUAGAGGAGGAAAAUGAGAAGAUGAGAGUUGGGUAGAGGAGAGAAGAGAAGAGAAGGGGACAGGAAAGAAGAGAAAGGAGGAGGAAUGCCAGAACCAUAGCACGGCAUGGGGCAAUGUCCCUCCUUGCCACCAGGGGGAGGGAGUGCUCCGAGUUAACCAUAGAGCUCCAUAGAACUCCAUUGAACUCCAGUGCAGCAAUCCAACUCUCCCGUAGCAAUGGCAACGGGUUACUAGGAAUGUGUUUGUGAAUUCAGUAUGAGCCUGUGUGUGUGUGUGUGCGUGCGUGCGUGUGUGUGUGUGUGUGUGUGUGUGUGUGUGUGUGUGUGUGUGUGUGUGUUCGUACGUACGUAUGAUUGUCUGUGCGUGACAGAAUAUGUGUGUAUGGCAGUGUACUGUAGUCUCUGACCCUUUUGUGUUAAUUUAUUACAAUAGUCCAUGCACUCAUGAAAUGCUUGUAAAACUAAACAAGAAAUCGUUUGCCUGUUCUCCUGACCUAAAACUGUAUAUAUAUCUAUUGAGAAUUGCGAUAUUGUCCACAUGCUUACAUGCUAACCAGUUGUAUGAAUAUCAUUCCUACAGUUAGGCCUGCAACUCUUUCCUGUAUCCUAUAGUGUGUCAGAAGAAUGAGUAGUCCGGCACAUUCCAAUGUUUGCCUGUGUUUGAGGAAGUAAUGUACCGUAGUGUGGCACAGGAGACGGGUUUUAGUGCAAAUGUUACUCAGUGGGUGCCUUCUGAAUUUGGUUCCAGUUUUGUCCAUUUCAAAAGCUUUACUAAUAUAAUAGUGACACAGGGUAUGUUACCCUUCUGUGAGAGGUGUGUGUGUAUAUAUAUAUAUACUAUAUAUAUGCAUGUGUAUAUAAUACUGUAUAUGGAGCUGUCUGUAUAUCUCUGUGUGUGUGUGUGUGUGUGUGUGUGUGUGUGUGUGUGUGUGUGUGUGUGUGUGUGUGUGUGUGUGUGUGUGUGUGUGUGUGUGUGUGUGUGUGGGCGCGCACACGUUCGAGAGCAACUUUGUUUGUGUUGUCCAACCACAGUCUUGAGCUGUGAUAUACAGAGAAUCAAACCCAUUGACAUUUCCAGACACCGUACUAUACUGAACAGUACAUGCCCUCUAUGUAAAAUAGCAAAGAUGCCAGACCCCUCAUCUCAGCCAUUCCAUAUCCUGUUAGAGAGUUCUGGGAGCCAGAUCAAGGCGAUUGAGCUUAGCAUGGCAUGAACAUUGUACACGACACGACAUGACAUGACACGAUGUCAUCCAUUUAGGUUACCGUCAGUGCUGUACUGCUGUACUGUACUGGAGAAUGUGCAAAGCUGCUAUUAUGUCAACAUCAAGCGUCAUUUUCUAAUCAGUGGUGCAAGCUUCCUGUCUGUUAUACAGUUGGUCAGUCUUGAGUUGGGGAAAAACUCCAAAGGUUGGCGAUUGUGUACAUCACAGCCUGAGUCAUAUAUGCCUCUUUUCCACCGCCGGUUUUCUGGUACUGUAGGCCUAUAGUUUGACACAACCCGACUCGGCUGCAAGUUUUUGCUUUUUGAAAAGGCAUAACACAGCUCAAAGCAAAAGAAAAAAAUGGCGGUCGAGUCGCGCCGUGUCGGGCUGUAGGCCUACCAGAAAAACGGCAGUGGAAAAGAGGCAUUACUGUACCUGCAGUAGGAGAUUGAGGACAGCUGGACUCUGUAAAUAACGUGACGUAGAAAUGUUGUGGGUUGGAUGAUUGGAUAAGAUCUCAGAAUGUCUAGGUAUUCCAGAGUCACACACUGUAGUAAAGAUUGGAGACUGGAUGUUAUAACUCAGGCUGGAGGUGUACUGUAUGCGUACAUACAAGGUUGGAAACUGUAUGCUUUAUUCAGGCUCUCUGUUCAUGCUUCACAGGCCUGAUUUGUACGCUUAAAAGUUUGGCAGAUAGGUCCUAACUGACAGUUGUGUUGCGCUAUCUGAACAUGCUUUCAUCUGGUUUUGUUUUUUGAAUAAAUAUAUAUUUUAUUUUAUUGAUUUUUAGAUUAUGAACAAUGUGAAAAUGAGCAGUGUUAAAUAGUGUUCAGGGUGUAAAUUCUUGUGCGGUGGGAGUGAUCACUGUGCCCUUUGACAUGGCCUGCUCGCAUUUGGAGUUAGGAUGCCACAGAUGUACGUGCCGUAUGUAGAGCCAACUGAGUUAGGAUCACAUGUUUGAACAUUUCAGAGGCUCUCGUAGGAUAGCCUACACCUCGUAGAACUCUCUUGUCCCUACCGCUUGCUGAGGGUGUCAUAUGGGGACAUGGACUAAAUGUUAUUAUGGUCAGUCAUUGUCUUUGCAAAAGGGAACAAUUUUCUCUGACAAGCAUGUCAUUUAAAACUAAUUUGUAUUGAUGAUUUUUUUGUUUUCAUUUUAUGUUACUGUUGCACUUUCAUGUUUGUUUCCAAUGUACUAAUAUUUUAAGAAUUGUUAUAUUAUUUAAUUCUAUUUUUUCAUCAUGACACCAUUUAACAAAAUUGAUUUAUCUAAUGUAUAUUUAUUGUUUUAUUUUAACAUGGAUCGUAACAUUUUAGUUGUUUCUUGUUAGCUUUCCUACAGAUCUAUGUGAGCGGCACCCAGUGCUGUGAUGUGUGGCUGCUGCUGUGGAAGAGGAGUAAAGGCCUUUCUGUCACUCACCAU